Hyaloscypha bicolor E is the source of this 714-nucleotide messenger RNA. RefSeq names its product ribonuclease-like protein P complex subunit Pop4. Gene Ontology annotation, biological process: tRNA 5'-leader removal; rRNA processing. Lineage: Eukaryota; Fungi; Ascomycota; Leotiomycetes; Helotiales; Hyaloscyphaceae. The transcript has 2 exons. Gene Ontology annotation, cellular component: ribonuclease P complex; ribonuclease MRP complex. Gene Ontology annotation, molecular function: ribonuclease P RNA binding. The coding region runs from base 1 to 714 and encodes 237 amino acids. The record is from RefSeq and is a predicted model, not a curated record.
AUGGCCACGACACCCUCACGUAAAACCCAGGCGGAUAUUGUCUCUAAAAAAGACAAUCUUGUCCUAUCCCUACUUUCAAGAGCGCAUUCCCCGGAGACAGCAGGGCGCAUCUACCACGAGAAAAUCCGCAAACGACCCCUCCACCUCAAGCCCACCGAGCCCGACACCGCACAACAAGCUCGACGCCAGGCACGACACCUCAAGCUCCAAAAGCUCAAGAAGAAGAACAAACCUGCUCCUCUCUCCGCACGACAGAAGCGCGCGCUAAUGCUCUAUGAUAUUCCAAAGUCAGAGCAGAAAUACGAGAUCUAUGAGCCGUUGAAUCGGAUGUGGAUUGGGUAUAUACAGGAGGUUUUAGGGUUGAGCCAGGAAGGGGGGAUGGUCUCGAAUACAGAGGCGGCGAAGUUGUGCUCUGCGGAUUUCCAUGGUGCGGAGUUCGAGGUUGUGAGGAGUAGGUGUGUGUCCAGGGUGGGUGUGAAGGGGAUUGUGGUCAAGGACUCGAGAUUUGCAUUUGAGGUUGUCACCAAGAAAGAUGUUGUCAAAGUUCUGCCGAAAGAGCAUACGAUCUUCAGGUUUAGGGUCCCUUUUCCGGGAAAGACGACGGAUGGUAAACCCAAGGAUUUGGUGUUCGAGUUACAUGGCGACCAAUUCCAGCAUCGGGCGGCGGAUAGGGCGAACAAGAAGUUCAAGCCGCACUUCUUGCCAGAUCUUUGA